GCGUUCCACCCUAGUCGGUGGUAUGUCGUCGUUGUUGUUGUUGUUGAUUAAAUAAUAAUACAAAAUAAAUCAACUCUUAAAAACCCACCAACAUUUUUGUUGUGCGUUCAGUUAGGUGUAACAAGUUCUACUAUACGAACAUGAUUGUGUUUUUAACAUUACUUGUCGGUGUCGUCACCGUUUCAUAUUUGUAUUUGCGUCACAAAUUGAAUUAUUGGCAAGACCGUGGCAUUCCAUGCCUGCCACCAUCGUUGUUGUACGGUAAUCUCGAUAGUGUCGGUCAGAAAGUCCACAAUACCAUCAACAUCCAGUUAGUGUACGAAAAUUUCAAAAUCGGGCAUAAAGUUUGUGGUUUCUAUCUGUUACAAACGCCGCGCCUCAUAAUCUUGGACUUAGAUUUGAUAAAGAACAUUAUGAUAAAGGAUUUCAACAAUUUCGUCGACCGAGGUGUGUACAACAAUGCCGAAGUGGAUCCAUUGUCCGGACACCUGUUUGCCAUCGAGGGGGAUAAAUGGCGUAACUUAAGAACUAAAUUGAGCUCUACGUUUACCAGCGGCAAGAUGAAAAUGAUGUAUCCGAUCAUACAGUCCUAUUCGCAAGGUCUGGUCGAUCUGGUGGAACGGCUAUCGACGAACGACCGAAACGGUUUCGAUAUAAAGAAUGUGUGCACACGAUUUACGGCCGAUGUGAUCGGUUCCUGUGGAUUCGGACUCGAAUGCGGUGCACUCAAGGACGAAAAUUCCGAAAUGCUGAGAAUGGGCGAAUUUUUCGAUAUUCGUGAUCCGUUGGUUCGGUUCAAUUUCUUCUUUGUCAACAUAUUCCCCAACUUUGCGAAACGGUUCAACAUGAAAAUCACGCCGAAGUUCAUCAUUGACUUCUUUAUGCCGAUGAUCAGGCAGACAUAUGAUUAUCGGAUGAACAACGACGUGAAUCGGAACGAUUUCAUGUCUUUGCUGAUCCAAAUCAUUAAGAAUGGAAAACUGAAUGAUGAUGAGGGUGUUAGUACAGGGAGCAUGACAUUCAACGAGUUGGCAGCACAAGCUUUCCUGUUUUUUGUGGCUGGAUUCGAGACUAGCAGCACGACCAUGACCUUUGCACUGUAUGAACUUGCGUAUCGAAAGGAAAUUCAAGAUAAACUGCGAAAGGAGGUCAUUGAGAUCGAGAAGAGGCACAACGGCGAAAUAACGUACGAAGCUAUCGCUGAAAUGACUUACUUGGAUCAAAUUGUUAAUGAAACUCUCCGCAUAUACACACCCAUCGGUCAACUAUUCCGGACAUGUAUCAAUGAUUACACAAUUCCUGACACAAAUAUCGUCAUUAACAGUGGAAUGUCAGUCAUUAUUCCGAUUCAUGCUAUCCAUCACGAUUCGAGAUAUUUUUACGAUCCCGAGGUGUUCAAUCCAGACCGAUUCAGUAACGAAGAACUUAGGAAGAGGCCGCAGUGCUCGUUUUUACCGUUCGGUGAUGGUCCACGCAAUUGCAUCGGAAUGAGAUUCGGUCAAAUGCAGGUCAAAUUGGGCAUCGCGACGAUGAUAAAAAAUUUCGAAUUUUCAUUCGACGAGAAUACGACCUAUCCCUUAUGGAUGGACACGAGAAAUAUUGUGGUUACAGCCAUGCAUCCGAUUCGGUUGAUUGCUAAGAAAAUUUGAAAUUUGGUUGACCCUCGGCCAGAGCUCGGAACCACAGAAUUAAUUAAGAGGAAAAGCGAAAUGUGUUGAGCAGAUGUGAUGGACCAGAUGCAAUGAGAUUAUUAAACGGAAGUUAAUUUUUCGGA
Bradysia coprophila is the source of this 1774-nucleotide messenger RNA. RefSeq names its product putative cytochrome P450 6a21. Gene Ontology annotation, molecular function: heme binding; iron ion binding; oxidoreductase activity, acting on paired donors, with incorporation or reduction of molecular oxygen. NCBI's taxonomy places the organism in Eukaryota, Metazoa, Arthropoda, Insecta, Diptera, Sciaridae. The record is from RefSeq and is a predicted model, not a curated record.